This is a messenger RNA of Phoenix dactylifera (date palm), 2562 nucleotides long. RefSeq names its product Pentatricopeptide repeat (PPR-like) superfamily protein. Gene Ontology annotation, biological process: mitochondrion organization; RNA processing. NCBI's taxonomy places the organism in Eukaryota, Viridiplantae, Streptophyta, Magnoliopsida, Arecales, Arecaceae. Gene Ontology annotation, cellular component: mitochondrion. Gene Ontology annotation, molecular function: mRNA binding; protein binding. The record is from RefSeq and is a predicted model, not a curated record.
GCACAUCAAUCGUAAAAUUUGACGUCAUGACUGUAGUAUCAAAUAAAUUUUGAUAUUAAUUUAAAUUUUUCCUCCGGGUCUUUAACGGAAGAGUAAAAGCCGGGGGAUCCCGCGGAUUUCUUCCCGCGGUCGAUCAUGCCUCCAACCCACCACCCCUUCAAUCUCAUCCCGAGAAUGGUGAAGACUCAACCCGACUCCACCGCUCUCAUCUUCGACCUCCUCAUCUCCACCUACGCCCGAUCUCAAAAUCCCGACCCCGCGGUCUUCUACCUCGGCCGCAUGCUCCGUCUCGGCCUCAACCCCAAGACCCCCACCUUCAACAACCUCCUCCACCUCCUCCUCGCCUCCCGCCGCUUCCCGGAGGCCCGCGUCCUCUUCCAACAAGCCCGAGGUCGGCUCCAGUUGGACAGCCACAGCUUCGGCAUCAUGAUCCGAGGCCUCUGCAAUGCUGGACAGCUCGGCGAGGCUUCGGAGCUGCUAGCCCAGUUCGACGAGAAUGGCGGGCCACCCAAUGUGGUCUUGCAUACUACUUUGAUCGAUGGAUUCUGUAAAAAUGGCGACUUGGACCAGGCAAAGAGGUUGUUUGCUAGAAUGAGAGAGAUUGGUUUGAUUCCGAAUGUGUUCACCUACACUACAAUGAUGAGCGGGCACUUCAGAAAGGGCCUUAGAAAUGAUGGGUUUCAGCUUUAUGAUGAGAUGAAACGAGAAGGUAUACCUCCCAAUCUUUACACAUAUAAUUCAUUGAUAUCUGAACGCUGCAAAGAUGGAAGCUUUAAUCUUGCAUUUAAUCUGCUUGAGGAAAUGCGUGAGAAUGGAGUUUCAUGUAAUAUCGUGACGUAUAAUGCAUUAAUUGGCGGGCUGUGUAAGCAGAAGAAACUGCGAGAUGCUGCGAAGUUGUUCGGGAGAAUUAGACGGGAUGGAUUGAGCCCGAGUUUGGUUACAUUUAAUAUACUUAUUGAUGGGUAUUGCAAAGCAGGGAAGAUAUCGAGUGCUUUGGAUGUAUUGGAUCAGAUGAAGGCACGCGGCUGUUCUCCGAGUAUUGUUACUUAUAAUGUACUCAUUGCUGGGUUUUCUCGGGCUGGAGAUUUAGUGGGGGCCGCCAAGGCUUACAGAGAAAUGAAGGAGAGGGGCUUAGCUCCUACUAAAGUAACUUAUACUAUUCUUGUCGAUGCUUUUGCCAGAAGGAAUGAUAUGGCGAGGGCAUUUGAGAUGUACCAGACCAUGGAAAGAGCUGGCUUGGAGGUUGAUGUUUACACCUACGGUGUUCUGAUUCGGGGGCUGUGUUCGGAAGGUAAUAUGAAGGAUGCAUGGAAGUUGUUCAAGUUGAUGAGGGAGAAGGCACUGAAGCCGAGCAACGUGAUCUAUGACAUGAUGAUUUAUGGUUAUUGUAGGGAAGGCAGCACAUACCGGGCUCUCAGGUUGCUUAGGGAAAUGAGGGAGAAUGGUUUGGUCCCUAAUUUUGCUAGCUACAGCACAAGCAUUCGUGUUCUGUGCAAUGAGGGGAAGUGGCAGGAAGCUGAGGUCCUGCUUAAUGAGAUGCUGAUAUCUGGACAUCAACCAAGUGAGUCCAUCUAUAAAGUACUGUCAGAUGCCAAGCUGAAUUGCCCAUAAACACUUCAUAAGGUUUCUGAUGAACAAGCAAGGGCAAUCCAUGUGCAGCUCAUAGAUUGACAGGACAGGCAAAAGGGAUUCAAGUGAAAGUUGGUUGCAACAUUGGCAGCAAUCAGUGUGAAUGACCAUCGAUCGCAGCAUUGUUAGGUAUUAGGUUGCGAGCCUUUGCUAGAGAAUGCAGAAUCAAGCCUUGUUAACUGAUUCAGGCUCUUUCCGGUCACAUGCUUCAGAAUGAAAUCUGAUGUCUACUUGCAUGCAAUUAAUCCAUUUUAAGAUGGCCAAUGAUACUUAAUUCUGUGAAAGAAAUUUGGAUGCCUUUCCAUGGGAUGGCUGUAGAAGAAUACCCAGUCAAAGUUAUGUAGAAGCUGCAUUUUGACAGACAACGGUUCAUCACAAGAUGAUAAAGGUUUCACACACAUUUCUGGAUUGCAUACGUCCAAUUGAUUCAAUCUCUUCUCAUCAUGCAAUCUGCUGUCUGUUCGAAUGUAAUCAAUCCAUUUUAAGAUAAAAAGUGAUAUAUUAACUGUUGGAAGACAAUAUGGUUACCUUUAUUCAGGAGCUGCAUUUUGACAGCGGUGUAUUGCAAAGAUAUCAUAUACAUUAGUAAACUGCAGAUGGUACCAUAUACAGGUCAUGGAGAGAAGGAUUGAAGUUGGUAAAUUAAGUGAAGCAGAGGUACUCAAGCUCUGCUGGCUUUUGAAUUCGAUAAUUUAGCUUGGUGGAUCUGGAGGUCUGACAAUGCCUGAACCAACCGGUGACUAAUGGAUGAUGCUCGAGUCUUUCUAAAUGCAGAAUGCGACUUUAAAGAAGGUCGAAGAGGUAGCAAAUAAACCAACUGUAGUGGUUUCAGUUGCUGUUGGAAACCAUACUGCAUCUUGAGAGAUUUGCAGUCACUGUCUUGCUUGCUUCAUGAAAAGCAAAAUUUGAUACCAAACUAUUUGGUUUUUCAUU